UUGACUACAACAUAUUGACUUUGAGUUUUACACACAACAAAUAAAUUGUUAAUUGUUUGUGAUAGAAAAUAAAUCCUGAAAUAUUCUACUUUUACAGAAUUAAAAUAAAUUUCUCAUGUAAAAUUAAGUAAUGAUACAAUGCAAAAGCUCACCAAAGAAAAAAGUAUACGAAGAAAGUUAAAACUGAUCCAAAGAACUGCACUACAAAAGGGGAUUGACGAAGUUUUAAUUAAAAACUUUAAUUUUAUUUGUUGCAUUGGAGAGAAUAAAGAAACCAAUUUAUUUGCAGGUUUAAAUAGGAAAAUAAUAAUAACAGUUGGUGUAUCAUUUAUAUCGUUAUUGUUAGUAAAUUUAGCGGCAGAUUAUAUAUUAAGUGCAAGGUGUUUGAUACCUAUUAAUCACUUGGUGUGGGAAGCGGCACGUCCUCUUGCUGAUUGUAGAUAUUGUGCGAAUGUUACGAAACCGAUUAUAUUGCAGAACGUUACGCGUCAAGGCUUUCGGAAAUAUGCGUACUCAUCAAAACCGAUUAUAGUGAAACAUGCCAUAAGUCAUUGGAGAGCUAUAACAGAUAUUAAUUUUUCCAUGUUAAAAAAAUUGUAUGAAAGUACUGCAGGUAGCUAUGAGAGUCUUGAAGAAGGUUGCCAGUUUUUGAACUUUAAAACUAAUCUUUUUACAUUAAAGGAGGUAUUUGAAAUGCCAGCUGCAAGGGUGAAAAAUGAGCGUGGCCAAGAACCUUGGUAUGUUGGUUGGGGCAACUGUGACCCAGACAUUUUAGCUAACAUCCGAAAGUAUUAUGCAGUACCAGAGUUUCUUCCAGAAGAUGCAGAGUUCCCAGUGACUGAAAAUCUAUUUUUUGGAUAUGAGAUGGGAGCUGUUAUGCAUUUAGACUAUAUCCCAAGACUGAUGUGGCAAGGGCAGGUGAGAGGUAAAAAAACUUGGUCUUUAAUACCUGUGCCAGAAUGUGAAAAUGUUUGCCAUAAAUUCCAAUAUUAUGUGGAGCCAGGAGAUGUGGUUCUACUAGACACAAGGCUCUGGUACCAUGCUACGAGUAUUCCAAAAGGACAGUUUUCUAUGACUGUGCAGUCUGAAUAUGGCUGAUGACCAGAUGUUAUAUUUUCAUAGUCUGAUGUUUACAAACCAGUAUUAUUUACACAUAUCGAAUGCCAAAAAUUUUUAAAAAUUUAUUAAGGAAGCUAUUUUAUUCUGAUGCAAGUAUUAUAUUUAGCGUUAAGUAAUGU
Molecule: messenger RNA, 1238 nt
Organism: Pararge aegeria (speckled wood butterfly)
Lineage: Eukaryota; Metazoa; Arthropoda; Insecta; Lepidoptera; Nymphalidae
Exons: 5
Coding region: 139-1098 (319 amino acids)
Source: RefSeq, a predicted model, not a curated record